Messenger RNA from Morone saxatilis (striped sea-bass), 2169 nucleotides. RefSeq names its product g6f-like (gene g6fl). The transcript has 11 exons. Gene Ontology annotation, cellular component: external side of plasma membrane; membrane raft. Bases 66 to 1658 code for a protein of 530 amino acids. Gene Ontology annotation, biological process: T cell activation; interleukin-15-mediated signaling pathway; positive regulation of ERK1 and ERK2 cascade. The record is from RefSeq and is a predicted model, not a curated record. Lineage: Eukaryota; Metazoa; Chordata; Actinopteri; Moronidae. Gene Ontology annotation, molecular function: MHC class II protein binding; protein tyrosine kinase binding.
GGUCACAGUGUUGGAGCGACAGCUGGUGCAGUGAGAGUGUUUUUUCUCUUUUCUUUUAAUGUGUAAUGGAGUCUGGUUUUCUCACUUUUAUUCUUGUUUCUUCCUUUGCGGUAUAUUCCUCUCACGUUGGCGUCACAGACUGGGACGAUGUUUUGGUAGCUAGAGAGGGAAUGCCUACCACCUUGUUCUGUACUGAUACAACAGUGAGGGGUGAUGUAGCCAUUAACUGGAAGGUGCAGUCACUUGGUGCAGAUGAAUGGAAACUGGUUCUCUCAGCCAACGAAAGGAAGGAGUUCUCAGGCGGUGCCUCAAAGGCAUCCAUGCGAUUGAUUGACCCUAACUUUCAAGACACCGGGGUUUUCUCUCUGUUCUUUCUUCCUAGUAUGGAGGACAGUGGUCUCUACUCAUGCUUGGUAAAGCAACAAGAGAGGAAACUGAAGGAGAGGAUUAUCCUCUUAGCUAUCCUUACAGUCACUGUUGUCCCCCCUGGACCAAUUCUUAAGCACAGCACCCUGCGGCUGAUUGCAAGUGUUACUCCUGACUUUGCCGCCACCAAGAUCACCUGGGCAGCACCUGGUGGCAUUUCAUUGAAGAGCGAGAGAAAGCCCAAAACAGGCACAGUAGCCAAACUGCCACAGGUCCAGAUUGCUGACAACGGGGCCUAUACCUGCAUGGUUCACCCACAGGGUAACAGCAGCAGCUCUCUUUUCAACUUCAAUGUGGACGUGACUAUUGAUGAUGACAAUGUGGCCUCAUUCCCCAAUGUAACGGAUGGCCUUUUAAUCUCCACCGCCACUCAGGCUCAGACAUCCUUCACCCUUACCUGUCCUGUUGUCCCGGGGGACUACGUCAGGUUGUACUGGCAACCUCCAGACAACAAGAAGAAUAAUAAUAUGAAGUUGGUGUACCACUAUGACCGGUGGAGGGGUUCCACCUUGUUGACUGAGCAAAGCAAGAGACUCCAGCUUUCCGGUCCACCCUACAACGCAGAGGCUGGGAGCUUCUCCUUUCUACUCACACCUGGGUUGAAAGAUGGUGGCCUCUACAUCUGUAAUGUGUACCUCAAUGAAAACUCCUUCAGCCAGAGUACCCAGCUCAGCGUGCUGAAAGUUAAAACCAGCCACUCUUCCUCAAAGCUGGAGUUGGGGUGCCUGUACUCAGAACGGUCCCAGGUCCAAAGUGCCAAUUGGAAAUACCAGAAUAAGAGUCGCCAGCUGAAAUUGUUAAGCAACGGCCCUGGCAGCAUCUCCACGAUUCUGCCCAUACCCAUCACCUCUGACACAGCUGGAAACUACACCUGCACCUUACAGCUAAAAAAUGGGCAGACCGUCUGGGCAACUCAAACUGUCACACUGCCGCAUGAAGAGAGUGUCAGUGUGACCACCCCCUCCCUGCUCCCUUCUCUCUCUGCUUUAUUACUCCUGGUGCCCCUGGUUGCUGCGGCUGUCUGUGUGUUGCUAUGGAGACAGAAACACAUUUCUGAACGCGGUAUUGAGCAGUCCCUGUCUGUCCAAUCAGGUGAAGCAGAAAACAUUUAUGAGAAUCCUGAGGAUUACAGACAGGCUCCUCCCGAGGGCUCAGUAUACAUGGAUUUGAAGCCGAGAGGAGAGGAUGAUGUCUAUAAGGAACUGGAGCGAUCCGAACAGUGUCAGAGCUGAUCACCUACCCACAUCUCAUCCUCAUCCAGCUGUCAUAUCCGCUCAGUUCCCAGCUGUAGCAGAAGGCCUUUAUAAACAAAAGUAACAACUGAAUGUCAGAGUUGGGAUGUGAAGAACUUCAAUGCUUCAGGGAAAAUGCAACUCUAUUGUUUUUAUUGUUUUUGCUUUUUGCAUUAUAAGCUAUUGCUCUACUACUUUUAUUAAGUAGUUUAUUAUUGUCAUGUUUUGGAGCUGCACAUGGUGGAGAAGGGGAAAGAUUUUCACACAAGCCUCUCUAAACCUAGUAUCAAAUGUGUGUAAGUUAAUAUGUUAUAUUGUCCUUUUCACUGGUUUUCUUAACACUUAUUUUCUUAAACAUUUGGUAUUGUACCGGUUGUCUUGUACCUUUCUGUAUUUAAAUACAAACACUUCUAAAUAAACAUUGUUAUCUUAUAAUGCUGCUGCCUGUCACAUUCUUUCCCAAAAACUUUCUGAGCGCUUUCGCUUUUUUUGAGACUUUCUGAUCAGUGCG